CGGAUCCGUCCCUCCGUGGUCCUGUCUGUCCCGGUACAGCCUAGCCCAGCCCAGCCCAGCCAUGCCGCUGCCCCGCGUCCCGCUGCGCGCCGCGCUCCUGCUCCUGCUCGGCCUCCUCCUGCGAGCCGCCGCCGCCGAGUCGGUGAGAGAAACUGAAACCAUGGAUGCUGGAUGGCUUGACUACCCUGCCUCUGGGGACUUGCCAGACGAUGAAGACAUCGGUGAAUUCAGGCCUUACUUAACCUCUGAUGGGUUGGAUAUAGAUGAGACAUCUGGGUCAGGAGACUACUCAGACUCUGAAGAUGCCAUAUAUCUGACCACCAUGGACACCCCUGUGAUAUCUGACAACUAUAUCCCUGGAGAUACCGGCAGAAAGAUAGAAGGUGAGAAGAAAAACACCAUGGUGGACAAUGAAAUCAUUCCAGACAAAGCUGUACCUGUCGAAGAGAACCUGUCCAACAAGAUCUCCAUGGCAAGCACAGCCAACAGCAGCAUCUUUGAAAGAACAGAAGUCCUUACAGCUCUCAUUGCAGGAGGAGCAGUGGGUCUCCUGUUUGCCAUCUUCCUGAUCCUGCUCYUGGUCUAUCGCAUGAAGAAAAAGGACGAGGGCAGUUACGACCUGGGCAAGAAACCCAUCUACAAGAAAGCCCCCACAAAUGAGUUCUAUGCCUAAAGCUCAGCAGCACCUUGUGCCCAUCAGGGGACAAACAGACUGUAUGGAAACACUGUGCCCUCAGAUGAGAUGUGCUGAACAAAUGCUUUUUUUUUUUCUUUUUUUUUUUUUUUUUUUUUUUUUUUUUUUUUUUUUUUUUUUUGAUUGAAUUCUCAAAGUGACUUUGAGAAAAAACAAACUUCCUUCAUGACCCUUCCCAUCCCACUCAGCUAACAAGGGCCCAAUGAAAUACAAAGAGUCUGAAAAAAAACCUCAGUGUAUUUUUUUUUCUAAGUUAGCGUAAAAAGAAUAAAGAUGCCAAAUUUUCUGCUUGGUUUUAUAGAGGGUAUAUAAACACAAACCAGACUGUAUGGAAGCAAACACCAUGUGUUUGCAUCCAGCGUGCCGUGCUGGGAUUGGCUGCUUCUAUAGAAGAUGGCUUUUUUUUAUAAAUCUUGCUACUAGAUGUCUUGCAGCAGGCUGUUGAUGUGAAGCAUUUUUGUGGAGAACUAUUUAUGAAUCUCUUACACUACAGAUAAUGUUGCCUUAUCAGGGUGUAAAAGGCCCACAAGGGCUCAAUAUCCCUGAAUGCCAUAAAGGGCCGAUGGGAUUGUCUUCCCCAGGAGAAUUCUGUCUCUUCCUGUCGGCCCCAGGCAAGGGUCAUUAGUCCUUGAAAUCGGGACAGCCAGUUGUGUUUGGCUAUGGCAACACCCUUUCCUUGCCUUCAGUCUCUUACCUUUUUUUAAGGAUUGCUUGUAGGGUUUUUUUAUAACAAAAUUUUAAAGGAAAUAGCCUGAUGUUUAUAUAAAGUUUGUAGAAAUUGUUUUGAAAUAAUAAUAAUAAUAAAAAAUCUACUUUUUUAAUUUCCUCAGAUUUAUUUUUUCAAUCCCUUUGUGUUUCCUUUGGCCGGGCAUUUCUCUAGAGAUGCUGUUUUAUAUGAUUCAUAUUCUGAACUGAAGCAGAGUUAGCUACAGAGUGUUACAAGUUUCUUCUAGUUCUAUAGCAGCUACUAUAGAGGGUAAAGAUAUUUAUGGUUUUCUCAUAACUUUUCUAGGAUUUUUUUUAAAAAAAUAGAAUUAUUUAUAGUUUCUGAAAUGGCUGCUUUCUCAUUUGGUAACUUUUAUCCUUUUUAUGUAAAACACUAAUAUAAUGAGUCUCUGUGAAAACUAUUUAAGCUUUAUUCUGUGAAUUGCAAUUAUGAAUUCAAGGCAAUAACUUCUGUAUGCAAAGUUGGAUGCAUAAAUAUGAUUGAAGUAGGGAAAAGACAAGAGUAAUUGCAGGCUGUAAUAUAUUACAAUCAGUCCUAUAAAGCUAUAUAUUAUAUAUUUUACUGAGAUAUAUACRGAUGAGAAUGAGAAGGCUGGAGUUAGCUCUUCAGCAGCCUUAUGGUGUGUAAGAGGCUUUUGAUCUUGUUUGUGCUGCUGUUUGUCCAGUGUUUUGUGUAGAGCAGGGGGGGCUUGUGCUCGGGAUGGCACCUGGGGGCUCUGUGUCCCUUUGUGGUCAGUUUGUGCCGGGUUUGAUCUGCACAGCUGGAGCAGAGAUCCCCACCUGGMAGCAGGAGUUGGCAGCUUGCAGGGAGGAGCUGAUAACUUUGUUUGGGGCAGCAGAGUCCCYUGAGGUGCUGUGCUGAGUCCUGCCUCUGAGGAAAGGCUGGAUGUGGGGUCUGCCCGGUGCCAUCCCUGCUGGAAGCACUGUGCUUUGGAUCCCUGCUGGCUGUGGAUCUUUGUUAACAUCCCCUGUGCACAGCUCCCACCUGCACUGAGCACRGGAUCAACCCCCUGUGUCCAGAGCAAAGGGUGAUGUGUGUCCUGUGCCUCUGUGUCAGGAUGGUGUUACAGAACCAUGAGCAAGCCGGCUCCUUGUGUGGCGCCGAGUCUGGUGUGAUUUGACACAAAAAUCUGAGUGUGGGUCCCCAAACUGAGCACCUGAGCAGGCAGCACAAAACCAGCAAAGGCUGUUUGGAAUUCUCAUGGCUCCUGGAGCCUCCAGAGACUUUGCUGUAGGCUURAGGCCAAAUCCUGAGAGGCGAUUAAAAAAAUAAAGUCAUGCCUUUCUCGGGGUGAGGCAGGAACAUGUGUUGGUGGGAGAGGAGAGGUCCUCCUCCAAGUGACUCACUUGGUCCCUGUGCAAGUGUGUUCGGGGAAACUGGGCUCUGGGAGGCUCUCAAAGCUGCACAGAGUUCACUGGAGGCUGCAAAGGAAAGGGAGGACUGUGCUGCCURUGGACAGCACUACCAGGAAGGCAGGAGCUGUGACUGCUUCUCGGGAUAUUUAGAUUCUCUUGUGUAAUUGCUCUUGGGGAUUUUCCACUGUUACUGGUUUUUAUUUUUUUUUUCUCAAAUAAAUGGUACUUUCUAAAACUGGC
Messenger RNA from Malurus melanocephalus (red-backed fairy wren), 3016 nucleotides. It is a transcript of the gene SDC4, whose product is annotated as syndecan 4. The coding region runs from base 62 to 673 and encodes 203 amino acids. The transcript has 5 exons. NCBI's taxonomy places the organism in Eukaryota, Metazoa, Chordata, Aves, Passeriformes, Maluridae. Gene Ontology annotation, cellular component: membrane; cell surface. The record is from RefSeq and is a predicted model, not a curated record. Gene Ontology annotation, biological process: cell migration.